GUUGGAUUGACAACAUGAACUCAUAUCCUCCAGAACUUCUUGUACAGCUUGCUCCGAGGAUGUUUGUUGGUGGACUGGAUCCUCCACAACCUCCCGGCGAGGGCCGCGAUCCGUUCGCAGUGCUGUCGUACCGGCUGCGCGAAGCGCUGCUCAACCAACGCAAAGUUGCGAUUUGGCAGCCAGAGAGAAACAAGACGUUUCAGGUCGUGAUUGUCGACAAGGACGUGCGCUUUCCGCCGCGCAAACUCGUCCCGCCGGACGACCCGCAAUACUCCAGCGCGCAUUCGCCGUUGUCUCCGCUUACCCCUACAUCUCCACUCUACCCGGACGGGCUCAUAGCGCCGAUAUGGGUCCGCAAGCAUACCACGCUCGUCCCGUCCGUAUUCGUCAUGUUCAUGCACAUCUUCGAGCCCUCUCAAAAUGCGCCGCAUUCCCCGCUUGACACUGGAGAUGGAGACCACGAGAGAGAGGCAGAGGAGCGGAUGAGGGACAACGAGCUGUGCGCGGAGAUUGCGCAGAGGAAGAAGUCAACGAGCGAGCGGGGAGUCAAGCUGACGGUGGUGCUGUUGGCGAGUAGACGGAUGCUGGACAACCCGUCGUUGGACGGCCGCUUAACAUACAUCCGGAGACAGAGCGGGCUUGACCCGCGGGCGGCCCUUUUCGUGCUGAGUCCAGUAUCGCAGGCCGAGAUCGGCGAUUUUGUACGCAGCCUGCAGGAGGCUCUGUACGAGCCCGCCCUGGAGUAUUACACGAACCACUCGAAGCGCGUGCGCCGAAAGCGCAAUCGCCACUCCCAGGCAGGGACGUCGUAUGCUGCACCGAGCCUAGCUGGGAGCAAGUCGGCCGCACGGCCGCUCAGGCCGGAGGGCUGGACGGUCAGAUACGAGUACAAGAUGGCAUGCUUUGCGGAGUUUCGUGGAGAGGACGAGGUUGCGCUGAAGCACUAUCAGGAUGCAUAUUCGACGCUGCUCCUGAUGUUCGGGUCGACUGCGAUCCUGCCCCCUCGUACCAAGCGUUGGGCAGAGGCAAAGGUGCUGUCCGACUGUAUCGACCUCAAAAUAUGCAAGCUGUAUCUGUAUAACAAUGAGCACGCACUCGCACUCGCACAGCAUACUAGCCACAUGCGCAAAUUUGCAGACUUCUCACGGGGUUGGGGAAUAGGCGAGGAGACGUACGAGUUCUGGAGCUGGCUCGCGAGACAACAUCGCGCCUUCGCGGAACUGCUCGAGCAGGGCACGCGUUCGACGCUCAAAAUACCGACCCAUUUUUCGACGUCCCCACCCGCCGCAGCCGCUGCAGUGCUCGCAGCACAAGCGCUCGAUGCCAACCAGCGGAGCGUGCUCGAGGUGGAGGCAAUGCAGGUGCUCGGACUGAACCCUGCGCAGGCGCUGCAGCAUCCUGGCUUCUACUACUACAUGGCUGCGCGUUGCACGGAGCGCAGACGGGAGCGCUUUCUGGCUGCUCUAGAUGCCGAAGCGAAGCAGCAAGUGACAAUGACCGCUCCUGGGUUCUCGAAUGAGAAGAAGGUGGAGCAUCUUGCGGUUAUCUUGGAGCUGUAUACGAGAGCCUAUGAGCUCUUCAAGGCAUACAGCCCCGCGACCGUCCAAGGCCAGGGACGGUUGACACUCUGGAUUGCAUACGGGAUCGCACACACGUACUACGAGUCGGGCAAGUUCGACAUGGCUGUCCGUUUCUUCGAGCGGAUUGCGAAAACGUAUAGACGGGAACAGUGGGAUUCUCUGUUGCAGCCACUGCUAUCAACGUGGUAUUCUUGCGCGCGGAAGAUGGGUGAUGUGGAGCUGAGUGUGCGAUUGCUGAUUGAGAUGUUGGGACAUGAUAUCAGGACGCAAUCGGAUGACCCUGAUUCCACUCAAGAGGACAUGCUAGCCGCGCUAAAGAGCAGCGUGCCUUCUACAACGGAGGCGACCUUGGUCGUAGACUCUUCCGACUCACAGCCCAUAUUGAACUCCUCGAUUAUCUUCUGGCAACCAGAUGCAAUAGUGGGCGAGGCUGCCGCAUUCCAGAUAUCGCUCAUGGCGAGAGAGAACGUGUCUUUGUCCGCAUUGCCCUUCUCAUCAGCGACGAUACAUUUCUCUGCGGAUAUUCCUCCCAUCGUCGUUGAACAGAUAUCGGCGGAUUCUAUGGAGAACAUCCCUCUGGUCCAAGAAGUCGACUUAGGCCACAUAGGCCAGACAGCCGACGAUGUUGAAAGCAAGAAAAUUCGGGCAUCCUUCCGUUGGCGCCCACGCGGCAUAGUGGUUUUCGUUGGUACAGUCUCUACUGACAUGCCGGCAGUAAUUAAGGUCAUCAAAGUAGUUUUGCGCAUCGCAGAAGGGAAUUGGCGAAUAGAUUUGCCCCUACAACCUUCCCACUCUCGUCACCCCGACAUUGGAUACCCCAAUUGGCUGAGUUCGCUAGAUCCAGUCAAAUUUGUCCCCAUACGGAGAGAUCACUAUACUUCUAUGAUUAUACACUACAAGCCACACAGAGUCAGUGUGUCCCUUUCACAUCAUGCUCCUGCAUAUGUCGGCGAACAAUACCCCAUCGCCAUCAAUGUGACGAACAUGGAUGAACGAGAAAUGGAUAUGAUCGUCGAUACCCUCCUUCAACCAACCGAUGUUGACGAGCCUGAGGACUUCAUCAGCAUUGGAGACGAACGCUCUGCCAGCCUGAUCAAAGGCGUUUCGCUUGGUGUGAUCGGCCCUGGUGUCAGCACCACAGUCACCCUCUAUCUCACGAGUGCAGGCAGCGUUUACGACAGAGUCGUUGAUAUCUCGGUGCAGUCGCGCGUAACAUCGUCCACUGCGGAGCCCACCAGUCCUGCGUCGCCAAAAAGUCUUACAGCGCCGUCGCUUAUCGAUAGGGACGAGACGUUGUGCACUUUGUCCAUUCCACUUACAGAGCCGAUAGCGACUGAGCAGCGGGUGGUCUACAAGAGCACGCUUGCACCACGACCAGGCCUAGCGGAUCUCCGGACGUAUGAUCAUGAUUUCUGGGACGACGGUGAUGCAGGGGAAGCGGUUGUAACCACCGUAUGGCGUUGCACAGCUCCUUCAGGAAUCGUGGUUGAGAGUAUCAAGAUGGUUAGGCAGGACGGUGAGCAUGCCAAGGUUGUCGACUGCUCUGUCGAACAGGAUUUUGAGGAAUACCUGACCGAUUGGCUGCCUGGAGACGAGUUCUGCGACCAUUGCCGACUCAGUCUAGCAGCCGGGGACCAUGAAAUACGGAGUGCGGGAGUGAGAGCUCCCGGGGAGUACGAAAUUUCUUGGAGAAGGCUUCUUCCUGAGGGACGCCAUGGAUCUCUAUCGCUCACUCGUUUCCCUUUGCCUGCUUUACAUCCACCUUCAGAUGAGCUUAUCGCGCUAAUGGACGUCCCACCGUCUGCGAAGCUCCACGUUCCAAUUCAACUCCGUUUAAUAAUCCGGAAUCAGCGUCCAGAUCGGGCUGCCAACGUCGUCAUCCAUCUCGAGGCGGACAGCUCCGACAGCUUCAUUGUGGCAGGCUUACGGAGCGGCCGGAUACCCAUCUUGCUGCCAGGGACAGAGGAAGUUGUAAUAUGGAACCUGAUCCCCGUCGAAUGUGGCUUCGUCCAAGUACCACAAAUCAAGGUUAUGGAUCGCAGGAAGAAUACGGACGCGGAUAUGGACGAUUCAGGCUUCCAUGUCGCCAUCGUAGACGUAAGGCAUGACGAGAGAGGCGGGCUGGGAGAAACGGAGGACCACGAGCUGGCGGAUGCUGCAGGACGCGUUCACAUGACACGAUAUGCGGAACAGCCUAUUGUCCUAGUGUUGCCAUGACACUGCAGACAGUUUGUAAUGCCUUCGACGCCUCGGCAGGACCAGAAAAGAAUGGGAGCAUGCGGAAUGAUUCGAGGUCGAAUGUAAGACGGUAUAAGAACGAUACUGAGUGACCGCUUGAUGGGCAGAAACUGGGAUGAACGCAAAGACAGAGAUAGCUGGGAGUGGGCUAGUGAAAGAUAUUGAACUCUUUAGUCUUAUUGCCAGAUCCCCUUGUGGUAAAUAAUCUGGUCCUUGCAGAGAAAUUUGUCGUGGGAGCCAUGAUCGAGUCAACUGG
This is a messenger RNA of Laetiporus sulphureus 93-53, 4074 nucleotides long. RefSeq lists its product as uncharacterized. The record is from RefSeq and is a predicted model, not a curated record. Bases 15 to 3797 code for a protein of 1260 amino acids. The transcript is spliced from 19 exons. Lineage: Eukaryota; Fungi; Basidiomycota; Agaricomycetes; Polyporales; Laetiporaceae.